Messenger RNA from Stegostoma tigrinum, 1800 nucleotides. RefSeq names its product family with sequence similarity 204 member A (gene fam204a). The transcript has 9 exons. The coding region runs from base 146 to 835 and encodes 229 amino acids. The record is from RefSeq and is a predicted model, not a curated record. NCBI's taxonomy places the organism in Eukaryota, Metazoa, Chordata, Chondrichthyes, Orectolobiformes, Stegostomatidae.
CCCGCCGCUUUCCUCCUUGUCUCCGUCUGUUGGUUCCGGCCUCAACCUAGCGGCCGAGCGCCAUCUUGGAGGAAGUUGUUUCCCGGGAAUCGGCGGUGUGUGACUCUCGACUGGCGAGGCACUUUGUACCAGAAAAUUGCCAGUAAUGGUGGAUUCCACGGACCAAAAGCCCAAUUGUAUAUCAGCAGGACAGAGUGACAAUGAAAGUAAUGUGGAUACCUCCUUGAGAGAAGAGAAAGCUAAAGAAGAAUUGAAAGAUGUAACUGAAGAAUGUCCAGCUGGAGUUUCUCUGCAACUGUGGAAAAAAUUCCAGGAAUUGAAAGAUAGAAGGAGUUCCAUAAGUAAAGCCACUUCUAAGAAGAAGAGACAACGGAAGCGAAAAGCUGCUGGUACAGAAGACCUGACAAAAGUAGAAACAAAUGAUGAGAAAUCUUCCAUUAAAAUGAAGAAACUCGAGCAAGAACAGAAAAUUGAGAAUAAAAGUGAUGUGUUGCAUGCCCGAGAGUCACAUUGGAGUGAACUAAAACAAUAUUUUGGAACAAAUGACAGAUUUGAGAUUCCUGCAUGUAGUGCACCUCCUUUAAAGACAAAUUUAGAGAAAAACCUUGACAAGGCCAUUGCUACAGGGGACAUAGAAGAAGCAGAGAAGCUGAGUGACAGCCUAGCUGUUCGUGGGCUGGGUGUGAAAAUUGCCAAGGCCAUCAAAUGUCGUGAUUUUGCAAAAGUCAAACAAGAGACUGAAGCUUCUCAGCAGGCCCAAAAGAAGAAGCAACUUGCUUGGGGAUUUGAGGCGAAGAGAAGAUGGGAGACAAAAAGUAACAUGGGCUACAUGUGAUGCCAUGACACCAUAUGAAAAUGAAGUGGCCAAUGAAAUGUAUUGAAACAAGUUCUCUGCUGAAUCACUUGACCUGGACUUGCACUUUAAAUCCAAUCUGGAUGAAGUCAUCUGAAAGCACUUUACAAGAGCGUAACAAUGGCUGUGUCCUGCUGUUUUCAUAACUACGCAUUAGCUGGUUGUGAAUGACCAGCCUUCAGUGUCUAAAAUUUGAACACAAGUCAAGGAGAUUGGAUGAAAAUUUUGAUGUAAAUAAAUAAUUUUGAGCAAGCCCUGGCAUACCUCCUGAUGGAACAAUUAUGUACAACAGCGUACAGUGUUUCAGCUUGUAAUCCUACAAGCUGAAACACAGAGUGCUCUAUUUAUACCAGGAAAGCUAUAAAUUCAAAAGUCCUCAGAUUUGCUGUCAUUUGGAAGCUGCUACCUUUGUAAGGUGAACUUUAUUUGUUCUUGCGCUGCUGUAUCAUCAAAAUCCUAUCUGAGCAAUGAAAAACAAAUAUACUCUGGGCCAACUUCCACCUUUCCACGCCCCCAUCUUUCGGUUUAAGUCACAUUCACGCGGCUCAAAGGGUCACUGUGCUACAGUUUAACUGGCAGACAAGCUGUGGGGGAUAUAUUUGUAUUAUUUAAUUGCUCCAAUGUUAGCCAUCUGUUGAUAGCAUUCAGUAUUUCAGCAGGAUCAGGAUUGAACAGAAUUCAUAAUCUCAGUCUUGUGUGACAUCAUCACAUUUUUUGAUCUGAUUUCAUUUUUGACAAUAUCCUAUUUGCUUGUAAAUUAGAAGCAACAGAUUGCAUAUGUAGACUGCAUCAUUUAGGUAUUUUACUAAACCAGAUGUCUGAUAACUACUUUGAGAGGCUUUACUUGCCUCGAAUCUAGAUGUAUUCUGUCAAAAUUGAAAUGAUUAAAUUCAUAUGGAUUUAUUAAGGUGUGGAAUACUGAUGAAAAAUAAAAUGAAAUAUUUUCA